Molecule: messenger RNA, 2126 nt
Organism: Amaranthus tricolor (Joseph's coat)
Lineage: Eukaryota; Viridiplantae; Streptophyta; Magnoliopsida; Caryophyllales; Amaranthaceae
Product: protein HOTHEAD-like
Exons: 5
Coding region: 115-1869 (584 amino acids)
Molecular function (GO): oxidoreductase activity, acting on CH-OH group of donors; flavin adenine dinucleotide binding
Source: RefSeq, a predicted model, not a curated record
UGGAAGUUGGAAGUUGGGCAUUAAUCUUAUGAUUAGAUUUUAGAAUAUAAAGUUAUGUUGAUACCACCAAAUUCUAUGUAGUAAUUUGUAGCCACCAAAAAAUAGCAAAAAGUCAUGAAUAUGGAAUCAUGGAAGCUUAUACUCUCUCUUCUUGGUGUCAUGUCUUUAUUCUUCUCUUAUUGUUAUUGUGAUAAAGCUCCAAACUACACUUUUAUGAAGCUAGCAACACUCGCACCACAAGUCUCAUACUACGACUACAUCAUCAUCGGUGGCGGCACAGCUGGUUGUGCUUUAGCAGCCACCCUCUCCGAAAGGGCUCACGUCCUCGUCCUAGAGCGAGGCGGAGCCCCAUACGGAAACAAGAUCGUCGAAGAAAUGAGUAAAUUCGGAGCCAACCUGGACGACGAAUCCGCGACCUCUUCAGCCCAGCCCUUCGUGUCCGAGGAUGGCGUAGUGAGCUCCCGCGCGCGCGUUCUAGGGGGCGGCUCAGCGUUGAAUGCAGGAUUUUACACUCGGGCGAGCACAGAUUAUGUUGCGGAGGCUGGUUGGGAAGGUGCGCUAGUGAAUGAGUCAUACACAUGGGUUGAAAGAAAGGUGGCGUUUAAGCCUCCAAUGUUGCAAUUUCAAUCAGCUUUUAGAGAUGGAUUGGUGGAAGUUGGUGUUAAGCCGUAUAAUGGGUUUACUUAUGAUCAUAUAAUUGGUACUAAGAUUGGGGGGACUAUAUUUGAUCAUAAUGGGAAAAGGCAUACUGCUGCUGAUUUGUUGGAGUAUGCACAUCCUAAUGCCACUGUUGUUUAUUUGUUUGCUACAGUUCAUAAGAUACUCUUUAAAACCAAAGGACAAUAUUCGAAGAGACCCAAAGCACAUGGAGUGAUAUUCAGGGACUCAAAGGGAAUAAAACACAAAGCAUAUGUAAAAGCAGGGAAUAUGAAUGAGAUAAUAUUAUCAGCAGGUUCAAUGGGAAGCCCACAAUUAUUGAUGUUAAGUGGAAUUGGGCCUGCAGCCCAUCUUAAGGAACUUGGGCUUAAAGUAAUGGUGGAUCAGCCAAUGGUAGGCCAAGGAAUGACUGAUAAUCCAAUGAAUGCUGUAAUAAUACCAUCACCAACCCCUGUUGAAGUUUCCCUCAUCCAAGCUGUUGGGAUUACUGACUUUGGUAGUUACAUUGAAGCUGCUAGUAGUGCUAACUUUGCCAAUUCCAUUAUUCACUCUCUUCCAACAUCUUAUAAGACUAGCCAACCCUCAAGCAACCAAGACAAACAUGAAAAGACUCGACUAAUAAAUGGUAAAAAAGAAAUGAUAAACUCAGAUUCAGGAGAUGAAACCUUAUAUGCAGGCCUAAUUCUUGAGAAAAUCAUGGGACCACUUUCUUCAGGGCACCUUUUACUUAAGACCAUAAACCCUAAAGACAACCCUUCUGUAACAUUCAAUUACUUUAAGGAAAAGGAAGAUCUUAUAAGGUGUGUUAAAGGUAUGGAAACCAUAGUAAAGGUCAUUAAUUCUAAAUCAUUCUCGAAAUUUCGAUACCCGGAAAUACCAGUGGAAGAUCUCUUAACCACCAUGCUCAGCCUCCCCUUAAAUCGGUGCCAGAGACCGGCUAACGACACCGGGGAAUUUACUACGCUUGAGCAGUUUUGUAAGGAUACGGUAAUGACAAUAUGGCAUUACCAUGGAGGUUGUCAAGUUGGUAGAGUGGUUGAUAAAGAUUAUAAGGUUUAUAAUGUUAGUGGUUUAAGGAUUGUUGAUGGUUCUACUUUUUAUGCUUCUCCUGGAACCAAUCCUCAAGCUACUGUUAUGAUGCUUGGAAGAUACAUGGGGCGAAGGAUUUUGGAAGAGAGAAAUGCAGCAUCGAAGCAUGCGAUUGGUGAAUAACACGAAUUUGUAAUUUCCAUGAGAGUGGAAAAAGUCCAUAUUUAUAAUAGAUAACCAAUACUAAAUUUGAACUCUGUAGUUUAAGAACUUCAAAUUUUAUAAGUUCAAUUUGUGUUCUUAAAAUUGAUUCUAAUAAUUUUAUAUAUAAAUUAGUUGAUAAAUAAUGUUCACUUCAUUUUUUAUUCUAUGAAUUAAUUGUUAUAAAUAUAAAUAUAAUGUAAGCAUCUAUAUUUUAAACAAGUUCUUUAGGAGGAAAA